Messenger RNA from Fonticula alba, 1146 nucleotides. RefSeq lists its product as hypothetical. NCBI's taxonomy places the organism in Eukaryota, Rotosphaerida, Fonticulaceae. The coding region runs from base 1 to 1146 and encodes 381 amino acids. The record is from RefSeq and is a predicted model, not a curated record. The transcript is spliced from 3 exons.
AUGCAGUCCCUCUGCCUCUUGGGCCACGACGCCCAGGUUGUCGGCCCGCUCGUUCCCUUCACCGAGUGGGACUCGCUGUCCAGCGAGUGCCGGACCAUCCUGAGACUGGUCAUUGGACAAAUUUCGCACCCGACCACCGGCGAUCCCGGCAACAGUUCCGAGCUGGCACACAUGUACACGCACGCACCCUUGGGCAACGCAGGGUCCUACCUGCCGACCUGGACCUCCUCCGACUGGCCACACCGUGACUUUUAUUGGCGCAUUGGUGGCAACCUGCAGCCGCCCCGACGUAUUGCCAUUGCCAAUGCCCGUCGGAUUGCCCCAAUCACCAACUACCUGGCCGCGGCCUCGUCCACGUAUAUGAAGCUCCCGCAGGUGGUUGCCCGCGUCUGGCGCCGACGCCCGAUUGUCCCCUCCUGGCGCGAUGCCAGCGAUGUCUUCCCCUUCCGAGUGACCUAUGAUCUUGGUACACCUCGCGUGCCAUUUUGCCUUGUCUUCUUCCUCGCCCACAUUCUGCAUGUGGAGCUACUCCGGUGCCUGAACUCGGCCUCAUACGCCGAGGAGGGCAACGUCAUGACCGCCGGGGCCAUGAACACGGUCUCCCUCGCGCACUUUCUCCACACUUCAUAUGUCCUGAUGGAUGCCUGGCUGGCGGAGUUCCAGCUGGGCUUCCUCCAGGAAGCCGGCCCCGGCAGCCGCGGCCACGAAACCGCCGCCCUCUGGAGCGACCUGGAUGUCGGGCAGCUGGCCAGCACGCAUGCCGGAGCCCCGGGCCAGGCCGUCCGUUUCUAUGCAUCCGUCGCGGCGACCCCGGGGGCCGUCAGCCGCCUGACCACCGUCCUUGCGCUGGACCACUUCCGAGCCGGCGGCCCGGCAGCCGACCUGCUGGCCACCGUCCUGGGAGUCAUGUCGAUCUUGGGGAACCGGCUGACCGAGGCCGUGACCCAGGCAGCUGGCGCUCUGAUGAAGGCCGCCACCGGCACCGCCGACGGCGACCCGGCCCCGUAUGAGGCGGCCGCGGCGGCCCUGUGCGCCGCGCUCAACGAGGCGGUUGGGCCGGCACCGACCAAGCGCCAGCUGCUGCUGCAUGUGUCCCGCGCCGGCGGCCGGCGGACCUUCGUCCGGCUGCACAAGGUGUUCUGGUGA